AUGAGCGACGUGUAUGCCUUUCGCCGGGCCGUUGUUUUGCUUCACUACAAGCAGCACCCGCUUUCAGGCGACGCCGGUGACCUGGAUAUUUUUUGGCGCACUCUCUUUUGCACUGGGCUUAGCGACGAGCAGCUUGCCUCCUUCUGGACCGCGGAGGAUGUGCGGCUACUGCGCGUGUAUCACCCAGACCGGCUUGCCGCGAUUCUUGCCGCCUGCAUGCAGCAGCUGGAUGCGUUCCUCGCGCUGAGCUGCGGGGCGGCUGCGGAGGAUGCGGCGGGGAGCCCCAUCGACGGGGACGUCGCCGCCGUCAGGGUGGAGGGGACGCUGAGUUACAUGCAGCCGCGGCCGCCGCCGCCGCCGCCGCGGGGAGGCGGGGGGCGGAGGGCGGGGCGGCCGCUUGACCCCUGCGCCGCCGCCAACGCCCUGCGGCUGAUCGGCGGGGCCCUCCCCUACUGCCUUGAGGACAUCGACGAGCUGACGGCGCUGCUGCGCGAGGACGCGGCGGCGAGCGGCGAGCGCAACAUCGCCAUCAUCUCGCAGCGCACGCGAGAGCUGAUGGACGUGGCGAAUCGGACGGAGAGCCCCUUCGCCGCGGACUUCGCCUACCACUUCUUCUUCCGCGGCGACGCCUGCGUUUUGGCGGAGGACUGCCCGCCCUCGCUUUCGCCCCCGCCGGGCACGCAACUCGUGCAGCUGCUUCUGAAGCUGCUCUUCAUGCCCGGCGUCAUGACGGCCGCCGCACCGUGCCGGGAGACGCAGCCGCGGCAAGACCCGCGCGCCAUCGCGGAGGCGGCUGUCAACGCGGAGUUGCAGCUGCUGCUCCGCCGCGGAUGCGUGCCGCCCGCCCUCCUCCUCAGCCUUCUGCGCGGUGCAGCACCGGGCGGCGUCCAGGGCCGUUUGGCCAACACCCAAAACGACAGCGGCGGCAGCAACAGCGUGUUGCUGGGGGGCAGCUGCUCACGUGCGGCGCCAGCGCUUUCGCUGGGUAGCGAUUACCACGCCAUCAUUCUCCGCACGCUUCUCCUGCUGCUCUCCGGGCCCAUCUACACCUCCGCUGCAGAAGCGGCCCCGGCGACGGCAGCGGGGGCGGAGGCGGGAAAACGCAGUUGCUCAAAGCAGCGACGCGAGGCGACGAUUGCGCUGAUGUCCAAUGAAUUGUUCAAUGGAGAGAAGCAGCCCUUAGCGGCUCUACUGUGUGCAGCACUGCUGUACGCGGUACGGUUUUAUGCCAAGAAGUCCCUGCUGACUCCCCGUCUCACCGCCGUCUUCUCGAGGGGGUCACGCUUCUCGGCGACGCAAGUGGCCGUGCUGGGGCACGCACUUGCAAUCCUUGCCAUGGGCGUUUACAGCGGGCCAACCCUUCCAUGCUGCGACCCACAACUACAAGGCCCACCCGAGGAGCGUGCGUCAAAUGUGUUUUUCAGUCUCUUGAAGGCCGCACUGGGCGACGCUGAGCCACACGUCCCUGUUGACGGCGCCAAGGCGACGUCGCAGGACUCGAGCAUCCUGUUACCAGCUCAAUCAAGAAGCGACGAGCUGGACCCGUCAUGUUAUGCCCGGGCUCUUGUGGAGGGAAUGCUAACCUUGCUAGAGAACCCGUUGACGGCCUCGGCGGGGGAUGCCGCGAUGGUGAAAAUCCCUUGUGCACCACUGGUGUUGCAUUUGCUGCUCUGGGCGGUGCAGCAGAGCUCGCUUGCCCUUGACAUUCUUGCGCGCCGACCGCAUUCCUUCAUGGCAUUGCUGCACAGUUUGCUUGUGUCGAGUGGGGUCUCGGCUAGCCGCUUUGGUGAGGGGCAGCUCUCGCUGCUCUGCCUUCUCAUUCUGCUGCGGCAGCCGUCGUUCCUGGAGACCCUUGCCACGCCGCUGCCAUCACUCGCCGCGGGUGCGACCGCGACGGAGGUGCGGCAAUUUAUGCGCGUGCUUCGAGCCGCCAUGCCGAUGCUGCCGCAAAGUAUUCGGAUAGCCGCUGGCGAUGACAGAGAAGGCAGCUGCGACGGGGGAAAAGGGCUGGACACACUCUGCGUUCACACCUAUGGGAACCUGCUUGUGCUGGCCAUGUGCUACGUCCUCUCCCCUGCAUCCCCGCGCUGGUUCCGGCCCUUGUACAGCUCUGCGGUGGAGGUUCUCUGCACGCUGCAGACGGCCUUCACUCAGAACACCCUGGCGUCAAGCGUGUGCCUGCGGCGCCGCGUCCUCAACGAACACGUGGCGGUGGAGUUGGUGAGUAGCCUUGCCCACCUGAGUUCGCCCCGGGUGCUGCGCUUGGGUGGCAAGGAGGCGCAGCGGGCCUGUCUGCAGAUGAUACGGCUGCUGCUGGAGACGAUUCGAUCCGCCAUUGGCCCUGCGCAGGAAACGGAUGGCUCGUGGUGCUCCGCCGCCCGCCGUGUAGGGGCGAUGGAGGGGACGGAGCUCGUUGCGCUCUUGUGGUCGCUGGCUGUGGGGGAGAGCCUCUUCGCGCUCGCGCGGCUGACCUCCACGGCGGCUGGGGAGCCUGGCGUGGGUGCGGCGCCUGCGACCGAGAGCAACGACGUCGUCUUGGAGGACUCCCUGUCGCUGGCUAACCCCUUCACGGCCCCGCGGGGCGGGGCGGGAGAGGCCGCGCCUCCCAAGACAACCGCCUCCGGCGCCGCGCCCGCGGCGCUGCGGGAGUUUGCGCUUCAACUCUCCCACUGCGGGGAGUUUAACGAACUUCACCGCAUCGCUGCCGCCGUCCGCGUUGCGCUGAGCGAGGCGCAGGAGCGACCCGCGGCCCUGUCGCUUCCGGCAGCAGGGUCCGGUGAACUGGCGUCGUGCGAUUCAACGAUGGCGGCCUCCGCUGCCUCGCAUCCGCCCCCCAUGAAGGCUUCCCGCGACCCCGAAGAGUUCGAGAUUGCCUGGGCUGUGCUGCGCAGCGCCGCGGCGGCGUUGGAUGAAGUACAGGCGCGUCCGCACGACGGGGAAGCGAAAGAAGAAGGAGGAGGAGUGGGUGGGGCGGACAGUCGGAGGGAGAAGGGGCGGCGGGGCGCCGUGCCUCCCAGAGGCGCACCAGGCAUGCGCAAGCUGGUGAUUGACGUCAGCGGCGCCGGCGGGCGCUGGCUACUCGCACAACUCUGGCGCCAGAUUCACAUGUUUAACUUGGCGCCGCCCAUUUUCGACUACAGGAGCACGCUAAUCAUGCGGGAGUGA
Trypanosoma conorhini is the source of this 3165-nucleotide messenger RNA. RefSeq lists its product as uncharacterized. Lineage: Eukaryota; Euglenozoa; Kinetoplastea; Trypanosomatida; Trypanosomatidae. The transcript has a single exon. Bases 1 to 3165 code for a protein of 1054 amino acids. The record is from RefSeq and is a predicted model, not a curated record.